Messenger RNA from Caenorhabditis remanei, 360 nucleotides. RefSeq lists its product as uncharacterized. NCBI's taxonomy places the organism in Eukaryota, Metazoa, Nematoda, Chromadorea, Rhabditida, Rhabditidae. The transcript has 3 exons. The coding region runs from base 1 to 360 and encodes 119 amino acids. The record is from RefSeq and is a predicted model, not a curated record.
AUGAUGCUUGAUCCACGAAAAAUGGAAGAGUUUAUCGAACAAGUUCGUUUGACUCCUGCAAUUUGGAGAAAAAAAGAAUUUGGUGUUUCUCGAGAACAUUUGAAUGAAAUUUGGGCACAUUUUGGGCACACUUUCGAUAUUUCUGCAGAAGAAGCAGAAAAACAGUGGGAUUAUUUGAUUCGCCUUCACAGAUUUAUGAAUAAAGAAGCCUCAAAAGAGAAAUUUCGAUUUGGGAAAUCAGAAGACGUGGAUUCAUGGAAUGAUGCAGACAGUUCAGUGGCAGAUGCUCUUUCUUCGUUUUUGAAAACAUCACUCGAUGAGCUUCUUUUAGUUUCUGAACCUACUGAAACAUCCGUUUGA